AUGGUCUUUUCCCUACCAGCCCGCUCCCCUCGCUCAGGCUUCCCUCCGUGGCAUUUGUCGCGCUUGUACGCGCCGACCAGCGGGACGUCCGCGCCGACCAGCGGGACGUCCGCGCCGACCAGCGCGACGAACGCGCCGACCAGCGCGACGAACGAGCCGACCAGCGCGACGAACGCGCCGACCAGCGCGACGAACGCGCCGACCAGCGGGACGUCCGCGUCGACCAGCGCGACGAACGCGCCGACCAGCGGGACGAACGCGCCGCCCGUCAAUCCCACUCCCGAGGGCGUUCCGCCCGUCAAUCCCACUCCCGAGGGCAUUCCGCCCGUCAUUCCCGCCCCCGAGGGCAUUCCGCCCGUCAAUCCCGCUCCCGAGGGCAUUCCGCCAGUCAUUCCCGCUCCCGAGGGCAUUCCGCCCGUCAUUCCCGCUCCCGAGGGCAUUCCGCCCGGCAUUCCGCCCGUCAUUCCCGCUCCCGAGGGCGUUCCGCCCCUCAAUCGCGCUCACGAAGGCAUUCCGCCCGUCAUUCCCGCUGCCGAGGGCAUUCCGCCCGUCAUUCCCGCUGCCGAGGGCAUUCCGCCCGUCAUUCCCGCUGCCGAGGGCAUUCCGCCCGUCAUUCCCGCUGCCGAGGGCAUUCCGCCCGUCAUUCCCGCUUCCGAGGGCAUUCCGCCCGGCCUUCCAGCCGUCCUCCCCCUUCCCCCUCGCUUCCUCCUCCUAAGGGCCUUCCAGCCCUCCUCCCCCUUCCCCCUCGCUUCCCCUCCUCCCCCGGCGUGCCGCAUCAUCCGCCGCAGCCCCUCCUCCGGCUGGCGUGCCGCAUCAUCCGCCGCAGCCCCUCCUCCGGCUGGCGCGCCGCAUCAUCCGCCGCAGCCCCUCCUCCGGCUGGCGCGCCGCAUCAUCCGCCGCAGCCCCUCCUCCGGCUGGCGCGCCGCAUCAUCCGCCGCAGCCCCUCCUCCCGCUGGCGCGCCGCAUCAUCCGCCGCAGCCCCUCCUCCCGCUGGCGCGCCGCAUCAUCCGCCGCAGCCCCUCCUCCCGCUGGCGGGCCGCAUCAUCCGCCGCAGCCCCUCCUCCCGCUGGCGUGCCGCAUCAUCCGCCGCAGCCCCUCCUCCCGCUGGCGUGCCGCAUCAUCCGCCGCAGCCCCUCCUCCGGCUGGCGUGCCGCAUCAUCCGCCGCAGCCCCUCCUCCGGCUGGCGUGCGACCUCACCGCCGCAGCACCUUCGGCUGGCUUGCCUCCUCACCGGCAGCAGCCCCUCUCCCGGCUGGCGUGCCGCAUCAUCCGCCGCAGCCCCUCCUUCGGCUGGCGUGCCGCAUCAUCCGCCGCAGCCCCUCCUCCGGCUGGCGUGCGACCUCACCGCCGCAGCCCCUCCUUCGGCUGGCUUGCCUCCUCACCUGCAGCAGCCCCUCCUCCGGCUGGCGUGCGACCUCACCGCCGCAGCACCUUCGGCUGGCUUGCCUCCUCACCUGCAGCAGCCCCUCUCCCGGCUGGCGUGCCGCAUCAUCCGCCGCAGCCCCUCCUUCGGCUGGCGUGCCGCAUCAUCCGCCGCAGCCCCUCCUCCGGCUGGCGUGCGACCUCACCGCCGCAGCCCCUCCUUCGGCUGGCUUGCCUCCUCACCUGCAGCAGCCCCUCGCCCGGCUGGCGUGCGACCUCACCGCCGCAGCACCUUCGGCUGGCUUGCCUCCUCACCUGCAGCAGCCCCUCUCCCGGCUGGCGUGCGACCUCACCGCCGCAGCACCUUCGGCUGGCUUGCCGCAUCAUCCGCCGCAGCCCCUCUCCCGGCUGGCGUGCGACCUCACCGCCGCAGCACCUUCGGCUGGCUUGCCUCCUCACCUGCAGCAGCCCCUCUCCCGGCUGGCGUGCGACCUCACCGCCGCAGCACCUUCGGCUGGCUUGCCGCAUCAUCCGCCGCAGCCCCUCUCCCGGCUGGCGUGCGACCUCACCGCCGCAGCACCUUCGGCUGGCUUGCCGCAUCAUCCGCCGCAGCCCCUCUCCCGGCUGGCGUGCGACCUCACCGCCGCAGCACCUUCGGCUGGCUUGCCUCCUCACCCGCAGCAGCCCCUCUCCCGGCUGGCGUGCGACCUCACCACCGCAGCACCUUCGGCUGGCUUGCCUCCUCACCUGCAGCAGCCCCUCUCCCGGCUGGCCGAUCCGGGCUGUGAUGAACUGGGGCACGAGGGGGGUCGGGAAGAGGCUUUGGGAGAGGAGGGGCGUUAG
Closterium sp. Naga37s-1 is the source of this 2205-nucleotide messenger RNA. The record is from the annotation of a GenBank genome assembly. Lineage: Eukaryota; Viridiplantae; Streptophyta; Zygnematophyceae; Desmidiales; Closteriaceae.